GAGACUAUGAGAGAUAAGGCUUUGAAACACUUCAGGCAAGGUGGAAAGGCAUUGGCUAUUGCUCAUAAGAAAGAACCAGAGAGCUUGUAUGAUAAUCCUCAACUAUAUCCACAGAUGUUCCCUUGGCUCUUUCCAUAUUGUCUAGGUGGCCUUGGCAAUAACAGAAGUCAGCAAGCUGUGUCUGAAAUGCUUCAUAAGAAGCACUUACUUAUGUACCAUAAUAAGAGAUUCCAGAUGGAUCCAUACUUUUCCUUGAUUACAUUUAAUCAUGAGCAGAUUAAGAAGGCUACUACUGGAGAGUAUUUGCUGGCUAACAAAGAUAACUUUGACCAAAUCUCUACUCGCUUACUCAACACCAAGGACUCUGUGCUUACA
This is a messenger RNA of Phanerochaete carnosa HHB-10118-sp, 375 nucleotides long. RefSeq lists its product as uncharacterized. The transcript has a single exon. Lineage: Eukaryota; Fungi; Basidiomycota; Agaricomycetes; Polyporales; Phanerochaetaceae. The annotation marks the transcript as partial. The record is from RefSeq and is a predicted model, not a curated record.